Molecule: messenger RNA, 324 nt
Organism: Podospora bellae-mahoneyi
Lineage: Eukaryota; Fungi; Ascomycota; Sordariomycetes; Sordariales; Podosporaceae
Exons: 2
Coding region: 1-324 (107 amino acids)
Source: RefSeq, a predicted model, not a curated record
AUGUCCUUUGAGCUUACUGGGAUGCAGUGCCAGUGGAAGUUCAGCUUUUACGAAUACUACGAGAUUUAUAUCUGGGACUUCGCCCCAGGAAACAGCCUUGGCAAGAUGUAUAAGUACAUCAAGGAGUGCUUGAGCAAGGCCCAUCGUAUCAGGGGUAACCGUGACAAGUACAAACACAUGAAGCCCGUCAUGGAGACCCUUACUCGCGAGCCAGACACCAUGCGCGUUCGUCAGAUUCAGCCUGGAGAAAAUGUCAAGAGUUUGUACGAUGAGCUUGCCGGACCUGAUGCGCAGUUUUAUGUUCGGACCAACCUGGAAAGAUGA